This is a messenger RNA of Knipowitschia caucasica, 540 nucleotides long. The record is from the annotation of a GenBank genome assembly. NCBI's taxonomy places the organism in Eukaryota, Metazoa, Chordata, Actinopteri, Gobiiformes, Gobiidae.
AUGGACGCACGAUUGCACCCAGGCUUCAUGCUCCUGGUCAUGGCUGCCCUCUCUUUGGCCUCUCCACAGCGGGUUCUCAUCGAUCCGCAGGGAGCUCCAGAGUACGCUCACUCCAUCCGCCUGGACGGGGACAUCAUCCUGGGAGGCCUGUUCCCAGUUCACUCCCGGGGUGACCGCGGUACCCCCUGCGGAGAACUGAAAAAGGAGAAAGGCAUCCAUCGCUUAGAAGCCAUGAUGUUUGCCAUAGACCUGAUCAACAAGGACCCAGAGUUACUCCCAAACAUCACUCUUGGGGCCCGAAUCUUGGAUACGUGUUCGCGGGACACCUAUGCUCUGGAGCAGUCCCUCACCUUUGUGCAGGCCUUGAUCGAGCGAGACGGAUCAGACGUUCGCUGUGCCAAUGGGGACCCGCCGAUCUUCACCAAACCGGAUAAAAUAGUAGGGGUGAUCGGAGCUGCGUCCAGCUCUGUGUCCAUCAUGGUGGCCAACAUCCUGCGCCUGUUCAAGUGGAACGAAAAAAGGUCCGAAGAUUCCCCUUAG